Molecule: messenger RNA, 1038 nt
Organism: Echinostoma caproni
Lineage: Eukaryota; Metazoa; Platyhelminthes; Trematoda; Plagiorchiida; Echinostomatidae
Source: the annotation of a GenBank genome assembly
AGUAUCGCUGAUCAUUGUUCACACCAGAUAUGGAAUACUGACACAUCACUUGUUUCGGAUUCCAUUCGACUGUACAAGACGAAAAUGGAAUUGGAAGUGUUGCGGUACGCUAACCGCAUCAGCAGUGCGGCCCAUCGCCACCUGAUGCGUUGUGUCAAACCGGGAAUGCACGAAUUCGAGGCGGAAAGCAUCUUUUUACACUACUGUUACUUUCAUGGCGGCAUGCGUCACGUGGCGUACACGUGUAUUGGAGCCAGUGGAUGCAAUUGUGCUGUCCUUCAUUACGGUCAUGCGGGAUCUCCGAACGAGCGUCUGAUGCGAGACGGAGACAUGUGCCUGUUUGAUAUGGGUGGGGAAUACUAUUGCUACACAUCAGAUAUCACCUGUUCUUAUCCGGUUAAUGGACGAUUCACGGAAGAUCAGAAAAUUGUCUACGAGGCCGUGCUCGCAGCGUCCAGAGCCGUUUUAAAAGAAGCAAAACCGGGAGCCAAUUGGGUCGAGUUGCAUUUGCUGGCGGAACGACAAAUCCUGUCUCGCUUGACACAAGCCGGAUUGCUUCGUGGUGAUUUGGAGAAAAUGAUGGAAGUGCGACUCGGCGCUGUAUUCAUGCCUCAUGGAUUGGGUCAUUUCAUAGGAUGUGAUGUGCACGACGUUGGUGGCUACACCUUGGAUUCCCCGACACGACCAGCCGCGGUAGGAUUGCGCAAUUUGCGCACGGCUCGCAUUCUGGAACCGAACAUGGUAAUCACCGUGGAACCUGGGUGCUAUUUCAUAGAUCAACUAUUAGACGAGGCAUUGCAAUCGCCCCAAAUGAGUCCAUUUCUCAUCCCCGAAGUGUUGCAACGAUUCCGAAAGUUUGGCGGAGUCCGUAUCGAGGACAAUAUUGCGAUAACCGAAACAGGAAACGAACUGCUCACCGAUGUGCCUCGAACAGUGGAGGAAAUUGAAAAGUGGAUGGCCUCACCGAAGGAUACUCGAGGUUGGGAUACAGAACAUAGGGAAAAAUACUUAACUGUUAGAAUGGAAGAUCAAAAAUAA